AGAUUCUGCUCUCCGUUUUUCAGAUCACAUCACAAUGCUGUGUUAGAGAAAAGAGUGAAUAAAGUGAGUGAAAGACCCUCACACUCCCAGUCUCCGACCUUGCGAGAGCCGAGCGACCCCUCCCAGAAUGCUGCGUCGAGCAUUGGGGCUCUUGCCCCGACCCAUAGCAGCUGCAAGGGCUCGAUCCUUUUCCACUGAUCUGCCCGCCGCUCACACUGCCGAUGCCACCUUCAUGGAGGCCUGGAACAAAGUCAUGCCCAACAUGGAUCCUCCUAAGACCCCUCUAUCUUUCAUGCACCCUCGCCCGCCUACCCCUUCCUCCAUUCCUCCCAAACUCACUGUCAAUUUCGUUCUUCCUUAUGCUUCUGAGUUGUCCACCAAAGAGGUUGACAUGGUUAUAGUACCAGCCACAACCGGACAGAUGGGUGUUCUUCCAGGACAUGUAGCAACAAUUGCAGAAUUGAAGCCUGGUGUGCUGUCAGUGCAUGAAGGAAGUGAAACUACAAAGUAUUUUGUCAGCAGCGGUUUUGUUUUUAUCCAUGCCAACUCAUUUGCGGAUAUAAUUGCUGUCGAGGCAGUUCCACUCGAUCGGAUUGACGCAAAUCUUGUCCAGAAAGGGCUUGCAGAUUUCACCCAGAAGCUGAGCUCAGCCACAACUGAAUUGGAGAAAGCUGAAGCACAGAUUGGGAUUGAUGUUCAUAGCGCACUAAACUCUGCUCUCACAGGCUAACCGUUGUUUGCCAUUAUGUUCAUGGGUUAGUCCAUUUGUCCCCUUCUCUUUUAGGUUUAUCUCAUGGAUGCUGAUGUUAUUCUGAAUACAGUGGUUCUAUUUGUUCUGAAUAUUUAAAGAGAUACUGCUUGAUUAAUAAAGAGGAAACUGGAGAUUUUGAUUUGAUAUAUAAUCAAA
Messenger RNA from Gossypium raimondii (Peruvian cotton), 907 nucleotides. Its product is annotated as ATP synthase subunit delta', mitochondrial. The transcript has 2 exons. Gene Ontology annotation, biological process: proton motive force-driven ATP synthesis. Gene Ontology annotation, molecular function: proton-transporting ATP synthase activity, rotational mechanism. The record is from RefSeq and is a predicted model, not a curated record. Lineage: Eukaryota; Viridiplantae; Streptophyta; Magnoliopsida; Malvales; Malvaceae. Bases 128 to 730 code for a protein of 200 amino acids.